CCAAAUUAAUCCCAGUGCACAUACAAUCAUUAACACGCAAGGUGCUGGGAGGAGUUACUGAACCUUGUAGUGCGAGGAACCUGAGUUGGCACCAGCAAAAGACCAUCCUUUUUUUUCCCCUUUUGAGUGACUCGAGAGUUUUUUUUUGUGAUGUUUUUCGUCAUAUCCAUUUGAGCCUGAGAGUUUAGUUUCCUCCUACUGUAAGGUACAAUUAAACUCCUCCGGCUGCUCCACCAUGAUGUCUUCUUCAAUGUUGUUGAAACAGAAAUAUUACAAAAAGCAGCCGAAGAAGCGAAAUGCCAAUCAUAAAAUACUUUUGUCCAUGAAAAUGGCCAAUGGAGUAGAUGGCCCUAUAGGUAUCCCAUUCCCUGAUCACAGCAGUGACAUUCUUAGUAGUCUUAAUGAGCAGAGGAACUAUGGUUAUCUCUGUGAUGUUAUCAUCAUAGUGGACGGACAGGAAUUUCGGACCCACCGAUCUGUCCUCGCAGCCUGCAGUCAGUACUUCAAAAAGCUCUUCACAUUGGGGGCCAUUGUGGACCAACAGAAUGUUUACGAAAUAGACUUUGUCACGGCAGAAGCUCUCUCGGCACUGUUGGAGUUUGCGUACACGGCAACCCUGACUAUAAGCACUUCAAAUGUAAAUGAGAUUUUAAAUGCAGCGAGGCUGCUGGAAAUCCAAUGUGUGAGCAACGUCUGCCAUGAUCUCCUUGUAUCAAAUGCCCUGGCCAGCAAGGAGAUAGAUUAUGUAGAUCAAAUUGAUCAGAGAAACCUCCUGAGAGCAAAAGAAUAUCUAGAGUACUUCCAAAGCCCUCCAGCCAAUGGCCACAUGGACAGCCAAUGGCCAAGUCUUGAACUGAAAGACCUUUCAAGAGCGCACUUUAAAAAUGGAGUUAGUGAAGACCUGGCACAGAAGGCACGAGAGGUCUAUCCAGAAAUGCCCACAAAUGACCAGCCAACCCAAACCAUGGACAAAUCCAUGCUGUGGAUCAAGAAGGAGGACAUCACUGGGCCUUCGUUUUCACCCUCGCAGAAUGGAGACUAUCCUGACGUCAAUCUCCAUGAAGAAGAAGGUUUUCUAGAACACCAAGAGCUGGCUAUGCACCCAAACUUUACCCCAGCUGAAGAGAUGAAACUGGAGCUAAACAAGGAAGAAGUCGAUUCCAUUUCAUCCAGAGCCUUCCUAGAACAGAUCAUAAACUCAGUUGACGAGUCCUAUGACAAGAACUUGGUAAAAGAAGAGAGUGAUCUUGAUUCAUACUUGAAUUUCUUCACCCCUUCCUUUGAGGGUGAAGGCUACUCUUCCUGGUCCAAAAAAAGUGAGAAAAAAGUGAGGGCAAAGGCAUUCCAGAAGUGUCCAAUCUGCGAGAAGGUGAUUCAGGGAGCAGGAAAACUGCCACGUCACAUCAGGACUCACACGGGCGAAAAACCGUACGAGUGUAACAUCUGCAAUGUCCGCUUCACAAGACAGGACAAGUUAAAAGUUCAUAUGAGGAAGCAUACAGGAGAGAAGCCCUAUUUGUGUAUUGAGUGUGGAGCUGCAUUUGCGCACAACUAUGACCUGAAGAAUCACAUGCGUGCCCAUACAGGCCUUCGCCCCUACCAGUGCGAUUCCUGCUUCAAGACCUUCGUCCGCUCGGACCAUCUGCACAGGCACCUUAAAAAGGAGGGCUGCAAUGGCACCCCCUCCACAAGAGGACGCAAGCCUCGGGUAAGGGACACCAGCAACCUCGUGUCCGAGGGGUUGAAUGAUCCUGGCUGUGGAGAGGGCAUCGGGGAGGAGUCUGCCAACCUGAACAUGGAGUUGGAAGAAAACAGCAACCAACAGCACUUUGAAGAUCGACCAGAAGAAGAUUGCUCCAAGAUUUUGGAAAAUGAAAAGCCUCCUGAGAGGCUGAAUGUAGAUGAGGAUUUGCUUGAGGAUAACAAAAGCCAAUUGUGUGAAAGCUAAACCAAAUCAUGGUAACAGGGAGGUGGGUGGGAUAGGCAGGGAAUAGGGGCACAAACCUUCUAUUAGUAGUUCCUCAUCCUUUUUAAACAAAAAUGGGCAAGAAGGUUUUUUUUUUACUUUAAUUCAGAAAUAGCUUGGUAGUAGAAUGCUAGACCUCUUGUUUUACAGUUUAGGCAAAGGAUAUCACUGCUAGAAUCUUAAGUUGAAGUUGACCCGUGCUACACUUUUCAGGCCCUGGUAACUGAUCGGUAUUGAUCCUUGGUACAUGUUCAGAUGUUUGCUGAGCCUCCGUGCAAAUGAUGCUAAUGGAUAAAUGUGAGGGGCCAAGGUUCAUGUAGGUACUUACCCUAAUAUCACCACAGGUAUCCAGUAUUGGCAUUGGUCAAUUUCUAAUUUUAAUCAACAUAAAGUAACGUUAAAUUAUGAUUUUUUUUGAAUUCAUAGUUUGGUGUAACUAGCCUUUAUUUUUAACAUUCGAACUUAUGACUAUACAGUACAAACACAGGACAUGAACAGCUGUAAUGAGAUUGACUCUAGUAAAACAAAUUUCUAGGUGUUUUUAAAAGAAUAUUUAGUUUAUUUUGUUUCCAAAGUCAGGUUCCAAUUAAUUUUUAUUUUGAAAACGAAACGUUUUGCUGUUUUGCAAACAGGUUUAAAAUCUAAGAAUUUAGUUGUUUUUAAAAGAACGUUUACUGAAUGUAAAGCGUGUGUGACAAUAGUGAAUUUGAAAGGAUUCGGGAGUGAGAUGGUAUGGAAAAGGCUUGUACCUUUUCGAGUUAGCAAUAAAGUUGGAAGGCCUAGCACUUUUAUACAGGGGGUUUCAGCUGUUUGCAGAUCAGGACCCUAUGUAAAAAUGUUUACAAGUGAAUCCCUAAUCAGUCAAAUAUGGAGAAAGGGAAAGGGUGAGAAAAACUACUAAUUCUAUUUUGUAACAUAAUAAUUAUAUAGACCCUCUAAGCUCAUUGCACUUAUAGCCAAGAGCUCAACUUGGGCUAGGUCAUACAAGGCCCUCACCCAGUGUUCAUCAGUUUAGUCCAUAGAAGGCGGGGGGGAGAGUGGGGAAGAAAGUGAGAUUGUAAAAUGAUUUCAAAAGAUAAGAUUUUAUUGAAAUCCAUGGCAUGAAUUGUAAAUUAAUUUUGCUAGUAAUCCACUCCAGAAAACAUUGAGAUGUUGAAAAAUCCAAGAAUCUUAAUGCAUUGGUAAAAGAGAAACCUUCAUUCUAAUUAUGUGUUUAGCAGGCCACUGUGCCUUCUCUGUUGAGGUAAAUUAUUAUUUGGUGGCACAGUACUCUGACUGGUAUUCAAUCCAAGUUACAAUCUUGGCUUUGCCAGGGUGCAUCCAGGCAAAAAGAUGAAAGCUGGUGUCUAUUAUAGCCAGUGUUGGAGGUAACUUGGCCAUGCACUGUGUGGGCUUUCUUGAAAGUUGCCAUAGUGUGAAUCAUUGACCUACUUUUUGUUGCUGCUCCACAGAGCUUCCGUAAAAAGUAGAUCUUCAGCCUUUAAGAUGUCGGUAAUAAUUCCUUCAGUUCGUGGCAAACAUUUAACUACCAUAGAGAAUGCCAAAAACAGACAAAACAUUUAUUUACUGUAGAGUUUUAUUAGAGAGUGGUGAAUUUUUAGGAGGGAAGAGUUCUAAUGGCAUUUUUAGAAUCUAUGCUGUACUUAAACUUUGUCAUGCAACAACAGGUUUAGAGCUUAUAUUAGUGAGGAAAACUCCUAAUCUCUCUCAACCAUUGAACUGAAUAGCCACCUACUCUAUAAAUAAUCAAAGUUGUUUUUUUUUAAAUUGGUUGACCAUGGUAGGCUGGCUGUAACAUCCUCACCAGUUGGUCUUGUUCCCUCCAAACUAUUUCCAGUCUCAUAUGGGGAACUGAAGCAACAUUGGGUGUAUUCUUUGGCUAACAAGUCCUAGUGUGGGUGUGUAAAUAAUAUAUAUUUCACUUAAUAAGAUUUUAUUUAAUGGAUUGACCUUACUUUUUGAUAGUGAACUUGUAGGGCAAGAUGUGUAUUUCAGCACUGUGUGAAGAGGAGAGGGUGUGGGAGCUUAGAGGGGAAAGGAUGUUAGACACCACUACAGGCAACAUUUUACCACAUUCCUUAUUUUUGCACUAAAAAAAUCUUCAACAUGCAGGAACAAGCACUGUUAGAUGUGGAAUACACCUUCAGCAUAUGUUUUUGGUUGGUGAAUAGUCAACAAGUUCAGGAUACCAACAGUCAAAACUCAUUGAUGUACAUUUGUGUUUGGAGUAUUUUGUCAUUCUUAUACACACCCUCUUUAAAAUGCUAUCUUUGAGAGUUGUAUGAAAGUGUGUUUGAACAAGGCGUGUGUUAUGCAGGGGGUGGGGAGUGUGAUCACUCUUUAUUUAAAUUUUCUUUUUUAAAUAUGAUUUCUCUACAAUAGAGGGAGCUGUUAAAAAUGCAUGCUAUAUGCGGGAUUGUGAUUUUUCUAGAAUGUUCGAAUGAAGAGGCUCGUCAUAUAUUUGUGUAGAUUUGUUAACUUGUUUCCCAAUGACGAAUGUGAUAAAGUGUUGUAUGAAUUCUGAACUAACAUUGUACUUGGAAUUCUCAUGAAACACAGCAUUGGUUAGACAGACUUAAGCUGUGGGAGGAUAUGAAAAAACAAGUGGGCUAUUUACUUGGACUUGCUGAGCAGUUAACCAUUUUAGAUCAAGUUCAGAGCCUUUUCCUUGGCUAAGUUCUGUGACUCAUUGAAGUACUGGCAGUUCAAUUUAGAUGAGCAAAGUAGUCAAGAUGCCAUAUCUUUGUCUGUGGCCAAACUGUUAUGUAUGUGUAUAAUAAUAUAUUUUCUAAGAUCUUCUCUUCCUGCACGCCCUGCCUCCUAAUCUCCAAUUCCUGCAAUGUUAUGUCUAGUCACUGGAUUAAUGUAAACUGCUCUAUUCACCCCCUUUCCUGCUGUGGCAUCAUGUGCUGAUUGAUCUUGUUUUCACCAAGCUCUCCUACCAUGAUUGUCCCCUUGACACACUUGACCUACUGAAACAAUGUAGUAAAACUUUAAAUUGUGAGGAUCGUUGGGCUUGGAGGGGUGGUUUUGUAGGUGAAGAAAGUUAAUGUUGGGUUUCAGAUGUUGUUAGACUUAAAUUAGUGAAUAACUGAUGACGACUGUUGCUCCAUAAUCACAAAUUACUCACCAUAAUUUAGGCCAGUUUUCCCGUCUUAAUUCAUCUAUUCAGUUAUGUACAUUGCUAUUUUGCCCAAUUGCUGGAUCUAGAUUUGUUUUCUUAAAUGAAUCCAAAUAUUUGCUUAAGAGUUCAUUCCAGAGGAUUAUGGAUUCCAAGUGUUUGAAGAGUAUAUUGGUCUUAAAGUUACUUUUCAUCAGUUUAAAACUCUUUCUCUUGUCCUACUCACAUAGUUUAAAAUCCAAACUUAGUUGAGGAGUGGGGAAAAUACAACAAAUACAUCUUGCAUUUAACAAUUUUGUGAAUGUAAAAUUUUGCAUGGUGAUUUCCAGGAAUAAAGCAAAUUUUCAUAAGCAAAAUAUUUAUUUUCAGAGUAUAUAUCUCUUCCUACUCUCUUCCUCUCCUCAAAUAUACAUUCUAAAUCAUUUCACCAGUGGUCACUCAGUAUAGUGCAAAGGGGUGCAAUCACCAUCUACUUAAUUUCUUGUAUCUUGCAUCUAUCACUUUGAUUAUUCCUGCCCACCACCAUUCCAUUCACUUGCAGGAAGAACAGCUUUCUUUGUGGCCAACCAGCUUGAAGCAUUCUCAUAGCAGGAUGAACGGAGAACAGAUCAAUUUCCUGUUCUAAACAACUCUGCGAUAUGAACACCAGCUGAGAAUUGAUGGGAAUCAAUCCAGUAGUGACUGGAAGCCUCAGAUGGCUCCAUUCAGCAUAGGAUUGCCAACUUUGGUCAGAUGUAUUUCUUAAAGGGUUUCAUCUCAUGACCUUCAAUCACCACACUUAGUCAAACAGCUCUUUAUUGUAUCGUCAGAGACGACUUUCAUUUAUUUCCCACCUUUACCAUAGUAAAAGUUCAGCACCCCUUCAAACUUUGGCACAAUUUAAUGGUGAGACACCUUGCAAUAUGACCAAAAGCAUUGUCAAAGCACUAGUUUAAGAAGUGACUUCAAGGAAGAGAGGAGGUACAGAUAUUUACCGUUUUUAAAAAUAAUUUCUAAACAUGUUUAAAGAAAAUUAAAUUCUUUAUUAAUGCCCCUUUUCACCAGGUUUACUCACAGUAGUGCCCAGUACAUAAAUCUAAGUGAAUUCUGAACAACUCAGCGAGUUUGUAACCCUAAUUCUUGGUCAAUAUUUGUGAACAGAGCACACUGAUCACAACUGGGAUUGUGAGUCUUUAAUCCACUGGGGUUAAUGAACAGUCAUUUGAAAUGUCCUCACAUGUUUUAACAUCCAAGUUUGUCUUAUUCAGCCAAGUGUAAUCUGUAUUAAAUCCAUCUCAAUUUGAUAGUAGUUCUAAUCAUGUAAAUAAAUCCCAACUGUAAAGAGAAUUUUAUAAAAUCACAUUACAAAAUGAUUGUUAUGUUUUAGUUCUGCUAAUAAACAUCAUGCCUUACAACUUGCAUUAAUUCUAAAAUUGUGAAGUGGCGAAAUGCUUUCUGUAAAUCAGGACUUUUUAACUCCUUUUUAGUCUCCCUGCUGCCCUCCUCCAAGAUGUGUCCUGGCCUCAGCCUUUUAACUGAAGAGCACGUGCUGGGAUGUUUACUCCUCUAGCAGCAGUUCUGGACUUGGCUCCUCUCUCGCCCAGAAUGAACUGGACCAGCAUAACUUAGUUCCUUAUGAGCAGGAAUACAGCACAAAACUAGCUUGAAUCUAAUCCAGUAGCUAUUAGAAAGGUGAAUCAUUCAUUGGCAGUCUUGCACCAGGGUAAUGAGCACAGUAGGAAGUGACACUGCUGUACUGAUAUUGCAGGGACUGGGUGGAGGUUUAGGUUUCCAUUUCCAUUAGGAUAUUAAAUGUUCAAAACCACAAAAAUCCCAACAAAUUGUAGGAAUGUUAUGAUGAGAGCCCAAAUAAAGAACCCAUUUUUCUGUAGGUGUACGAUUGAAGUUUUGAGUUCAAUCUUACUUAGCAACCCUGAAUAGAGCAAGACAUUUUUUAUUCCUUUGAUAAUUUGCACGCAGGGGAUUAUUCAGUAACAGUGAGUAAGGUGUGUAAGGGUUUCUGAUAGACACUAGCUGGAUCUUUUGCUGCGGUUGCAUUGCAACUGACACAAUUAUAUGAAUGUGCUGAGCUUCUCAUUUUGGCAGCUAACAUUUCAAUGUUUAGACUGUGCAGGAAGCUAUGCCCAUAAACAUUUCAAAACAAUGUGGAAUUUAUCCAGUAAUAUUCGGGAGUGGAAGGGGUCUACGCCUCCAGCACUUUCAAAAAUGCAGUGCAGCAUCAAAAAAAGUUGAGUACCAUCUAAUCUCAAAUAGGAUGUAGAAAGACACUGCCCUCCAGGCAUUCUCUCUGUUACUCUCCAAAAUUGGGUUGGGCUCUGACUUCACAGCUACUUUGCAACUUAAAAAACAAGUUGUUGUGUAAAUACACCCUUGUAACAUGCCCAAUAACUACUACAGGCUCUAUUUAGUAUAAUUUCUGGGAAGAUGAUUUAUGACCUCCAUUAGCACUCCAUUAGCUGGAGAUUGUACUUGCUGUGAACAGCAAUUCGGAAAACUAUUUCAAUUGAGCAAUUUUAAUUAUUUUAAUGAGUUCAUGGCCACGACUUAACCACUGGGUAGAUUAAUGAAUGUUUUCUUGUACUUAGGCCUGCCUUUGCCCAUUCUUGAUGCUAGCUUAUAGUAAUGGCGAUAGUUAAAUAAGGCCUAAAAGGAUUAAAAUUAAACAAUUUAGUAUUUCUGUAAGAUUUAGGAUGAAUAGUAGAAACUAAGACUCUGUGCAAACUGUUUCCAAAUGUGUUAAAUUAGUGUCUCCAAAAUAGUUGGUAGAAAAAUUACAGGGUGAAAUUCCUCCUGCAUGUGGUUUGAUUGUUAGUUUGUAAAGUCAUCAACCAGAGAAAUUUCAUCUUUUUAAAAUAAGAAUAUUUUAAUCUUAGAACAGCAUUUUGUCAAAUUUUUCCUUAAUUCUGAGUACCUACUUUAAUUUUUACCCAAUUAACCAAUUUAACUUUUUUUAUAUAAUAUGUCUAAUAGCAAUCUAUAAGCACAUAAGAAAUCCAAUCAUAGCUGAAAGUAAUUUCCUCCUGUUGUAUCUGCACUACAUAUUGGUUCAUUCAAUUUUUUUUCCUCUCCAUCCAGGAAUGAUUACUCAGAUAUCCUGUGACAUUAGAAGUUUUGAGAUCACAAGGGUUACUGUCACUUUAUAUAGUUUUUAUGCCAAGCAUUGGGAUAAUUUUUUCUAAACUACCCUUAAUUCUUCAUGUAGUAGUUAAAUGAAAAGUCAGUUUCAACAUUUUAUGAAAAUGAAAUUGCAGUGGAGCAUUGUACAUGUGGAGAAGAGUCACAAGGCUGAUCCCAUGUGUAAAACUGUGUGGAAUGAUAAGAAAAACCUGGCCCUAAAGUCCAAAAACUGCUUUGUGAGUAUCUCCCUGACAUGUAUAAAAUGUUAAAUAGUACAUUUAAAAAAAAAAGAUAAUUGUUCCAGGAAAAUAAUGUCAGCAUUUAGAAUUGGUGAAAAGUAAGUUUAAGAUGUAUUUGAAAGAAGCUCUCAACUCUCAAGUGACAAAUGUUUUGGAAUGGCAGAUAACAUUGUCAUGACAAAAACGUUCAGGAUCUUUUGAAGUGCAGUUGAGUUGCUGAGAAGAGAUGGGCUGAAUGAUCUUUAUAAAUCUCCCAGUUCUCUCUUGUUUUAAAGUUGUUGGUUUAUCCUAUGGGAAAAUUAAAAUUGUUACUGUUAUGAUACAGUCCUGCAAACAAAAAUUGGAUUCAGAAACCUUCCUGUUGUGUUUCAUGAGUUUCCGUUCUUUAUUCCAAAUGAAAUGGCACAUUGGCAGAAGAGCCUAGAAGUGGAGAGGCAUCUUAUGCUUAAUUCAUUGUUAAAGCACAGAGGGAACAUUCCAUACAUUAUUUGUGCAUAGAUUCUUGAGCCGGGGAGGGAAAGAAACAGAGAAUAUAAAAAUUGCACUUUGGGCUAUUGGUAAAUUUUAUCAUUGUAAAUAAAACCACUAAAUCAAUCAGCAUAGUCCAAAAUACUUAGUUUUUAUACUGAAAAAAAUCCAAAGAAAUUGAGUACUAUUAUGCAUAUAUUGUACACUUUGAAUUUUUCUGCCCAUUUUUAAUUAUUUUCCAGUUUGUUUAUUUUCAUAUCUUUCAUUUGAGUGCACUUGCAGACUUCUGAAUCUUACAACAACAAUAAAAUUCCAACAGACAUGAUUUAAAAAAUAUGAUAAACAUACACACACAGAAACAAACAAAAUAGGGGGCAUGUGAAGAUUAAAGGAUUUUAAACUACACAACUGGCAGCUUGGGAAUGUUUUGGGAAUUAUAUUUAUAAUAAUGCGCUUUGAAAUACAGGCAGGGCUUUGGGAAUCUGUGGGAACAUUUUCUGCCAGUUCUUGAAGUUCAUAACAUCCUUGAAUCAUUCUGAGACAUGCAAUUCUUAAUUAAAUGUAAUAUAUUUUUGAUUUGUAGUAUUUUAAAAUAGAAAUAGUUCAAUGAUAUUGGUAAUGUUAUUUAUAUUUUUUCAUUAAUGUGGUGCUUGAUCCUUUUACAGGCCUGAUUGCAUUAUUUUUGUCUUGUAUUUUCUGUCCUCAGUCCUUCUGUGCAAUUUGUCACUUUCUAAACUCUGAUGAUUAUACAAGUUCUUAUUGUUCAAAAAUAUUCAUGUAACAUCACCCAUUCCUGCCCAAUAAUUUAAUGAAUACCCUAAGCUUUUGGAAAGCACCUUUAUUUUUUAUUUUACAAGCUCUGUGUUGGUAUUAGUGGACAAAUAUUGAACAUAUUUGAUGUUCCUUUCCAUUCUCAUUUACGUUGAGUUGAUAUUUUUGCUAAGAUACAGUAAGAAGUGUCAAAAGCAUUUUGUAUCUAUCACCAACAGUCUCAUUUCUUGGCUAUAUCACUAAUUUUUUUUUUCACUGACCUUGCUACUUGCUCCCCUGGUUGACUAUAUUUGAUUUUAAAUAUCCCUCUUAUUCAAUCAUUAUGCUGGUAAAAUAUAUUAAAAUGAACUUUUAAAAUUUGGGAUUAAAUACCCAAAUAGCUCUUCAAAAUGCUAGUGGAUUUCUAAAGACAGUACCUGACCUUUCUGUUGGGUUUCUCCAAUGUCCAUUGGACCUCAAGAACUGGAAAAGAAGCCAAGUUUGGUAGAUACCAAAGCCUUGUACAGUAUUUGCUUGCUGUGGCUGAAUGAUGUAAUGCCUUACUGUUAUCAUUGUGUAAUAACAUGCUGUACUGUAAUGGAUGAUGGGUAUUUUCUCAGGUUCUAGCAUAGGGUGGGAUCCAUGGUUUGAAAUUUGCUCGAAAAUUACCACCCUCUCCUCCUGUUCACUCCGACAUCACACCACCCGCCUCCCCCCCCCACCCCCCAAAAAAAAAUUCCUGUUUUAGAGGAACUGUCUGCAACUAUAUUUAUUUUAUUAAUUUGGUUACUCCAAUUACCAAACUUGCAUCUCAUUGUUUUUCAAAAGUGAUUUUAUAAAAGUAUAAUUUUACCAUAGACCCUCAAGAAAUAGUCAUUGGGUAAAAUGUAAAGUUUUUUUUUUAUUUAAAUACUUUGUUUUUUUUUAAUUUUCUCAAAAAUUAGUGUGGAAAAUAAAAACUGUAUUCUGUAUAUUGUGGUAAUAUGAGUAUGAACUUUAUCCAUGAAUGAUUGAGUUUAGUAUGUUACUACAGGCCAUUCUCAUUGCCUCAGUAGCAAUUCAUUUGAUACUUUCUAAUCCCAGUCACAAGAAUCACUCACCUAUGGUUGAUGGGCUGGAUUAAGUUCAAGAAAGCAGGACAUCAUGUAACUUUUCUUCUGUGUGAUGGCCUUUAAAAGAGCUUGCCACAAAAUGGCAGAUGCUUCCCACCUUCCCCAGGAUAAUUAGAACAUUAACAUUUAACUGGAAACCUGCUGAACCAUCUUAGUUUGUUUGCCCACAGUGCCAGUCUAUAUAGACUGGGAUAAUGCAAACCACUUGACACACAAAUAUUUAUGUACACUGCAGGGAGCUGUGAAUUCUCAGUUUACUUCGAUCCAUUAUAUAGGAAUUCCUAAUUCUAAACCGGGUUCAGCAUAGUUCGGUCCAGAGAAGCAAUUCUAAGUAUGUUUGAAUCCUCCUCCUGGCCUCAGUGGGAAUUAUCGGAUAAUUGCUGUGUCCCUUGACACAUUGUGGUCGAUACAGUGUCAUAUGGGAAUCGUUGAUACAAGUUUGCAACCUACCACUGCAUACCAAUGCUAUGUUAGCUUAUUAUCAGGUGUUUCUAUGCUGAAUAUGAAAGUCAAAUUAGCAGUGAAAUAUGUGGGACUUCCGUUUGUCUGGUUCAUGAAACCUAAUGCAAAUCUCUAGUUUCUUCCCAACAUUAAAAUGAGAAAUGAAAUAUUGGUUGACAGGCUGGUAAUACCAACUGAAACAGACAAACAAUGCAGGAUUGUGUCUAACUGGAUUUUUAAAUGGAAUUUUGGGUCUAUAGUUAGAAUAGUUAAAUUAGGCAUGAGGGCAGUUAGCAGAUGUCAGUUAAUAUUUUCAGACACCCUGGAGAACACUGAGGGAAAGAUCAAGCCAAGGACUAACUACAAUCUAUUUAUGUAGAAAUGUAAACCUACAGCUUUUGACUGUUUUUUGGGUUGUUCCUUUAUUCUUCUGUUCUUUCUCUGUUCUCUAAUUUUUCAGUUUUCCUUUCACUUGUCUUCUGAAGGCUGAAUUACACAAACACUGGGUACUCUUUACUACCCACUUGUGACUAUUUUUAACACAAGCCUAGAGAGAUAAUGUCGACAGACUAUAAACUAUAAUCAAGGAUGUUUCUGAUCUUGCCUGAUAUUCCUGUAACAUAUUUACAAUAUAUGCAUACACUCGGCUUGGUUUCCUGAUUUGCGCCUUUCUUUACACAGCCCUUAAGUGCAAAGACCAAACCUAAUCACUCUAUCGAUUGAGGUAAGUGAACAACAAGAUUUAGAAUUGCACUGGGAUAUUCAGGGUCUUUUAUGGUUUGAAUUCCAGCAUAGUUUGAGGUUCUGAAUCUACUGAAUUUGAUAGUCUGCCAAAGCAUUUUUAACUCUCGGCCAUUUAAAAGUUUUCCUCUGUUAUUACUGCUGCCUACCCCUUCCCUCCUACGAUGUAAACUUUGACCUUUACUUGUGAAAAUUGUCUUGUUGAAUUACCCAAGUGUGGAUUAAUAGCGAGCAUGGGUGGGAUUUUUUUUACACCAUGAAUCACCUUCUGCACAUGCACAUUUUCUAGCAGUGGGUAUUGAGUGUUAGGGCCUGACCAGUUUACUCGUCCAAUCCCAAGGGUACUGAUAGCAAUUGCAUCUUUUCCCUAUUCAGCCAUCACCAACCCCACCAAACCUUAUACCCUCUCCCUGCCAAGCCAACAUCAGCUAAUCAAAUAAAGAUUGGGCAGUUUAGUGUCAAGGGAGAGAGAAAUCUUGGGACGUUUCAUUUCUGGUUCGUCAUAAGCAAUAUUUUUGUAAUUGGUAGGAGUAAAGUAAUUGAGGCUUUGGUGAAGGCAGUAAGAGUAUAAUUUGGCAUUUUUAUACUUUUUCCUUGUUAAUGGAUAACAAAAGUAUAUAUUUUUUACUUCUUAAAGCUUUUAAUUCCUACUAAAUAAAGUCACUUUUACUGAGAUUGAGAGCAUUCAGCACUUCCCAUAGUUCUAAUGGUUUCUUACCAUUUUAGGCUGAGCCAGCUGUAUGCUGGUUUAGUGUAAUGAUAGGCAAUUGAAUUUCUGCAGACGAAAUCGAAGACUCGUCGUGAUCACCGAGCAGAUUUCAAACCCAUUUUUAAAUGUAAAAAUUUGUUUUCACUCCUCUUCAGGGUUAGUUUUGCAAAGCAAUCAAAGCUGUAUGUUACUUUUUGAAGACUGUACUGUAACUUGUUAAAUGAAUUUUUUUUGCACUAAUAGAUGACUUUUGAGUUUCC
Messenger RNA from Rhincodon typus (whale shark), 12924 nucleotides. RefSeq names its product zinc finger and BTB domain-containing protein 7A. The record is from RefSeq and is a predicted model, not a curated record. Gene Ontology annotation, biological process: regulation of transcription by RNA polymerase II. NCBI's taxonomy places the organism in Eukaryota, Metazoa, Chordata, Chondrichthyes, Orectolobiformes, Rhincodontidae. Bases 236 to 1948 code for a protein of 570 amino acids. Gene Ontology annotation, molecular function: RNA polymerase II cis-regulatory region sequence-specific DNA binding; DNA-binding transcription factor activity, RNA polymerase II-specific; protein binding. The transcript is spliced from 3 exons.